AGACGCAGCACAGCUUUAAUUAAGACUGGAAGGUGUUACCUGUUUCGACGGAUUCAUGUUUGGACAUGGAUCUUUGAGAAUUUUUGUUUGAAUCUUAGCGAAAAGAAGAAAGUGUGUAUGUUAUUUCGAUUUCUCAUCAGUAUUUUUCAUAAAGAACCUGAGAUGUUCAUCAUUUUGGGACUGGAUCUGUGCGUCAAACUGGACCCAAAUUUUGGAUGAGAGGGUAUUAUUUUUGAGGUGUAUAUUCGUCUGUAAUUUAGUUCCAGCACAUUCCUUUUAAGUACCCCUGUAAUAUGCCCAUGAAAAUGAACAGUGGAAGCCCUGUGGGGAACAACAUGUUUCAUCAGCUUCAGCCACCGCAACCAAAGAGGACUUACAGUAGUGCUAAUGAUCCCCACCCAACCAACACUGGUGACCAGCAAGAUCUGACAAAAAACAUGUUUUUCAAAGACACGUUUGAAGAGGAGGAGGAGGAUUCAGGAAUUAAAUCAGAGGCUGAGGAAAGCAAUGGAACCUUAUCCUCUGAAGAUGACUUGCACCACCUUGAAUAUUCGAAGAACUUUGCUCUCGAGCAAACUGUCGCAAAGAAAAGCAUCAGUCAAAUCAUCAAAGACAAGAAGAAGCAGACUCAGUUAACACUACAGUGGCUUGAAGAAAACUAUAUAGUUUGUGAAGGAGUUUGCUUGCCUCGAUGCAUCCUCUAUGCUCAUUACCUGGAUUUCUGUCGGAAGGAGAAGUUAGAUCCUGCUUGUGCUGCCACUUUUGGCAAGACCAUACGGCAAAAAUUUCCUCUCCUCACAACCCGGAGGCUUGGCACCAGAGGCCAUUCAAAGUAUCACUAUUACGGUAUAGGUAUUAAGGAGAGCAGCGCUUACUAUCAUUCAGUGUACUCAGGAAAAGGUCUAACAAGAUUCUCUGGGAGCAAACUCAAAAAUGAGGGAGGCUUCACACGGAAAUAUUCACUUAGUUCUAAAACAGGAACAUUGCUCCCUGAAUUCCCAAGUGCACAGCAUUUAGUACUUGAUGAUUCCAUUUCCAAGGAAAAGGUCGACACACUGAUAAUGAUGUACAAAACUCAUUGUCAGUGCAUUCUUGACAACGCUAUCAGUGUCAACUUUGAAGAGAUCCAGAACUUCUUGCUUCAUUUCUGGCAAGGUAUGCCUGGCCAUCUGUUGCCUCUGCUGGAGAAUCCAGUAAUCGUGGACAUCUUUUGUGUGUGUGACUCUAUACUUUACAAGGUACUGACUGACGUUCUCAUUCCUGCUACAAUGCAGGAUAUGCCCGAAAGCCUUUUGGCAGAUAUUCGAAAUUUUGCAAAACACUGGGAGCACUGGAUGGUGUCAUCUUUGGAAAAUCUCCCAGAAGUCCUCUCAGAAAAGAAGCUGCCCAUAGCUCGUCGCUUCGUGUCCUCUUUAAAGCGCCAGACUUCCUUCUUACACCUUGCGCAGAUUGCAAGGCCAGCACUUUUUGACCAAAACGUUGUGACGUCCAUGGUGAACGACAUUGAUAAAGUAGAUUUAAACAGCAUCGGCUCCCAGGCACUCCUUUCCAACGCUAGCGACCAUGACUUGGACUUCUACUCUGAAUAUGAUUCUUUUUCAGUGUUUCAGGAGUUGAAGGACCUCCUGAGGAAAAAUGCCACCGUAGAGUCUUUUAUUGAGUGGCUGGACUCUGUGGUGGAACAAAAAGUUAUUAAGCCCAGUAAACAGAAUGGUCGUUCGGUUAAGAAGCGGGCCCAGGAUUUUUUACUCAAAUGGAGCUUUUUCGGGGCCCGAGUGAUGCACACCCUCACCUUAAACAAUGCCACAAGCUUUGGCUCCUUCCACCUCAUUAGGAUGCUAUUGGAUGAAUAUAUCUUGCUGGCCAUUGAAACACAGUUCAAUAACGACAAAGAGCAAGACCUCCAGAACCUCCUGGACAAAUACAUGAGAAAUGCAGAUGCCAGUAAGGCGACAUUCACUGCUUCCCCGAGUUCAUGCUUCCUGGCCAAUCGUAGUAAAACAGGGAUGGCGUCCAGCGAUUCCUCUGUUAAGAAUGAGACCCACCCAGAGUAUGCGUAUCUAUCUAUGCCAGGCAGUCAGCAUGGGCUAGGAGCCAAUAUGGUGGUGUACCAAGGAACGGAGCCAGACGGCUUUACUCUAUCUGGACAACUAGACUAUACCCAAAACAGUGGCCCACUGAUCACUCCUCCGAUGUCUCCAGCCAUGGCCAACCGAGGCAGUGUGAUAAACCAAGGCCCGAUGGCUGUGAGGUCGCAGGGCGGCUGCCCCAUCCAGUCUCAUGUGCCGUGCCAGACAUUCCCUGACACCAUGUGCCAAAACCUGUCUAACUCCACCUCCAGCUACUACCCCAGCUCUUCCACUUACCAGCCUGCCAGCCUUUCUUCAACCUAUCAAGCUCACAGCGAGGGCGGACGAUACGCAUCCUUCAGUGGGCAGCAGCUGGCCAAGGACUGCUUUAGCAGCAGUUGCGGUGCCGUACCCUACAGCUCCAGAAUAUCAUCAGCUAGCUACUCAGCCGCUACUGACCCCAGUGUGGAGGCACAAGGAGUUCAGCUACUGGACACGACGGGUUACAGCUUUGUUGGAGGAGGAUGUUCAGGCCCAGUGUACACCAGCACAGCACAUAGCGGCUACUAUGGAAACAGCGGCUAUGUGGACAGUCAGAGGAUGGGCUCCCUGAUUGACCAGCAUGUGUCUGUGAUCAGUAGUGUGAGCUCUAUUCGCUCCCUCCCUGUGUACACUGACGUCCACGAUCCUCUCAACAUUCUGAAUGACGCGGGCAGGAAGGCAGCAGGUCCUUACUACCCUGAACAGCCUUCUUUAAUUACACGCACAGCUGCGUCUUCAGUAGCCCCUCCCAUCCCCUGCUCUAUCUCUCCAUGCAUGUACGGCUCUGCUACUCAGUAUCAUAAUUCCCAAGAAGCCCUGCUGCCUCACCAGAGCAGUGGAGGUACGGGCAUGGUGUCCUCCCUGCCACCCAUCAACACUGUCUUCAUGGGGUCAACUGGAGGACCACCCUGACUGUUGCUCAGAUAACCCUGGAUUAUUGAUCCUUCAUUCUGGCUUGUCUGACUAAUGCAGAAGCAAGUCUUUGGUAUAAAUAGUUAUUUAGAGUUCUUUUAGA
Colossoma macropomum (tambaqui) is the source of this 3126-nucleotide messenger RNA. RefSeq names its product regulatory factor X, 6 (gene rfx6). Gene Ontology annotation, molecular function: DNA-binding transcription factor activity, RNA polymerase II-specific; RNA polymerase II cis-regulatory region sequence-specific DNA binding. Gene Ontology annotation, biological process: regulation of transcription by RNA polymerase II. The record is from RefSeq and is a predicted model, not a curated record. Lineage: Eukaryota; Metazoa; Chordata; Actinopteri; Characiformes; Serrasalmidae.